Erigeron canadensis is the source of this 586-nucleotide messenger RNA. Its product is annotated as ubiquitin-conjugating enzyme E2-23 kDa. Gene Ontology annotation, cellular component: nucleus. Bases 10 to 555 code for a protein of 181 amino acids. Gene Ontology annotation, molecular function: ubiquitin conjugating enzyme activity. The record is from RefSeq and is a predicted model, not a curated record. Gene Ontology annotation, biological process: ubiquitin-dependent protein catabolic process; protein polyubiquitination. Lineage: Eukaryota; Viridiplantae; Streptophyta; Magnoliopsida; Asterales; Asteraceae. The transcript has 6 exons.
AAAGGAACAAUGACUUCCCCAAUGAAACGCAGAGAGAUGGACUUGAUGAAUCUGAUGAUGAAUGAUUACAAAGUUGAGAUUCCCAACGAUGAUACUAGAGAGUUCUUUGUGCUUUUGCAUGGACCUCGUGACAGUCCUUACUGUGGAGGUGUAUGGAAGGUAAGGGUUGAGCUUCCAAAUGCUUACCCCUAUUCUUCUCCAUCUAUUGGUUUCGUGAACAAAAUUUACCAUCCAAAUAUUGACUUUGCGUCCGGUACGGUGUGCUUAGAUGUGAUUAAUCAGGCUUGGAGCGCGAUGUUUGACUUGAACCAUGUAUUUGAGAUAUUCCUUCCGCAACUUUUGAUGGUACCAAAUCCGUUAGAUCCGUUGAAUGAAGAGGCUGCUGAGUUUCUGUUGCGUGAUAAAACGGCUUAUGAAGAAAAAGUGAAAGAGUACUGCGGGCGAUAUGCCAAGCCAGAAGAUGUUGGUGUGGAUCCAUCAACUACUAGUAGUAGUGAUGAUGAGGAGGAGGAACCCCCAAGUGAUGAUGAUCAGGCAACAACUACUUCGGCUUAAUCAGCUGAUCAUAUGUUUUGUACACACUAAU